GAGGCAGCGGCGGCCAUGGCGACCCCCGGCAACCUGGUGUCCUCGGUCAUGGCGAGCAAGACCAAGACGAAGAAGAAGCACUUCGUCGCGCAGAAAGUGAAGCUGUUCCGAGCCAGCGACCCGCUGCUCAGCGUUCUCAUGUGGGGGGUGAACCACUCGAUCAAUGAACUGAGCCAUGUCCAAAUCCCUGUGAUGCUGAUGCCAGACGAUUUCAAAGCAUAUUCCAAGAUCAAGGUGGACAAUCACCUUUUUAACAAAGAAAACAUGCCCAGUCAUUUCAAAUUUAAGGAGUAUUGCCCAAUGGUUUUCCGCAACCUGCGAGAAAGGUUUGGAAUUGAUGAUCAGGAUUUUCAGAAUUCCUUGACCAGAAGUGCACCACUUCCGAAUGACUCCCAGGCACGCAGUGGAGCACGAUUUCAUACUUCCUAUGACAAAAGAUACGUCAUCAAAACAAUUACAAGUGAAGAUGUGGCUGAAAUGCACAACAUUCUCAAGAAGUAUCACCAGUACAUUGUGGAAUGUCACGGAGUUACCCUUCUUCCUCAGUUUUUGGGCAUGUACCGGCUUAAUGUUGAUGGAGUGGAAAUAUAUGUGAUCGUUACAAGAAACGUGUUCAGCCACCGUUUAUCUGUUUAUAGGAAAUAUGAUUUAAAGGGGUCCACUGUGGCCAGAGAAGCUAGCGACAAAGAAAAGGCCAAAGAAUUGCCAACUUUAAAGGACAACGAUUUCAUCAAUGACGGCCAAAAGAUUUAUAUCGACGACAACAACAAAAAGAUGUUUCUUGAGAAACUUAAAAAGGAUGUGGAGUUUCUUGCCCAGCUCAAGCUCAUGGACUACAGCUUGCUGGUUGGAAUCCAUGAUGUUGAGAGAGCAGAGCAGGAAGAGGUUGAGUGUGAAGAAAACGAUGGUGAGGAGGAAGGGGAAAGUGAUGGCACCCACCCUAUUGGAACUCCUCCAGACAGUCCAGGAAAUACACUCAACAGCUCACCGCCUUUGGCUCCUGGGGAAUUUGAUCCAAACAUUGAUGUCUAUGGAAUAAAAUGCCAUGAAAAUGCACCUAGGAAAGAGGUAUAUUUUAUGGCCAUUAUUGACAUUCUUACUCAUUAUGAUGCAAAAAAGAAAGCUGCCCAUGCCGCAAAAACUGUUAAACAUGGUGCUGGCGCAGAGAUCUCGACCGUGAACCCCGAACAGUAUUCAAAGCGCUUCUUGGACUUUAUUGGCCACAUUUUGACGUAACCUCCCAUGUGGCCCGGGGGAUGGACAGACAUGAGAUGUGGGAACACAGCAGAGCUGGCUUCAGUUAAGGAAAAAAAAAAUGGAAAUGGAACUCGGUGACAUGCUCCUCUUGCAGAAAAGCGAGCCUCCUCAAGUUUCCCUCCUCAGGCCACGCCGACGGACUUGGGGGCGACUUGCUCUAACAGCUACCUGAUACUUCCCAGCAUAGCUCUAGCGACUUCUGACUUUGUGCGUGCGUGUGCGUGUGUGUGUGCGCGUGCGUGUGUGCAUUAAAAGAAUUAAAACAUAAUUAAUUAAUUAAAAUAGAUUAGCUUAACUCAGAGCCAGUCGCAGUGGCGACUCUCUGACACAGCUAGCUGUGCUGGAGUGAAUGAAUGAAUGAACAAGUGGGAUGGGGAGAUUCCGUGCAUGUCCUACCGGCCGUGUUGGCGUCAAACUGUAAACUGUGGAUCAGUUUAUUUUUUGAGUUGAAAGACAUGACAGUAUUCGUAAUAAUAAUGAUGAUAAUAAUAAUGAUGAAGAUGAUGAUUUAAAAAAAAAACCCUUACUGCGAAUGUUACACUUGUGCUCCGCACGCUGGCACUCCUUCAUAACUGCAGCAUUAACCCUUGGCACCAGGCGGGCGGCGAGCUGCCCUUGUCUUUGCCUUUGCACUGUUUUGCCUCAAGUACAUCAUGUCAGAACUUCCAGCGCCAAGGAGUUACUUUCUGUCUUCUAACGGGAGGCCGAUGCCAUGGUUGCUCUGUCGGUUACAUUUUCACCUCAGUAAAUUAUGUCAAGGAAAAAUGCUUAUUCUCUUUUAUUGCCUGGAGCUUCUCCAUUGUUACACUCUUCUAUUGCAACAUAGGAAUUAAUGCUACAUGGAAAAAAAAUAGCUUAGGGUGGGGGGCUGCAUAGUUUUGGGCAAUAGUAUCUACAUCUUCCAACGUGAGGGAGGGGAUGAGCAAAGUACUAGAAAUCUCAAUUCUCCUGCUCUAGAAGGAAAAAAAGAAAUCUGAAAUUUUAAAAUGCUUCUGUUUUUAAGCACUGUUUAAGCAGUGGCAUUUUAUUAUAAAUUAUCCCUUUCAUGGAAACCUUCAAUUUUACUGUUUACAUUAUUAGGAAAACAGGGAUACUUUUGAAUCUAAAAUUUUAUGUACAGUAUGUGAUUUUUUGAAGUUUACAUGUAAAGUUAUUUUGCAGCAUAGAUGAAACAAUGUUUGCAUUUCUUGAAGUGUAUCAUACGGCGAUGUACCAGAACAGAAACUUUCUUCCAAGUCCACAGUAGAUAAGUCUUUUACAAUAAACUAAAAAAGGCCAUUCUGUUUUUGUUUCCUCCAAAUGUUCUUUUAUCAACUGAAUGAUUUUUUUUCAAAUGUUUACCCCAAAUCUGGUUGUAUAAAUGCAUUGCCUAAAACUGUGCUGAUUGCAUUUAAUCAUGUUAAAACAUUUUCCAACAUCGAUCAUGUUUCUACCAGCUUCCCUACAUCAUCUGAAAGGCGCCAAGCCAAAAAGAAUCAGGUUUGCUUAGAGUAUGUUAUUAGCUCAUACACUGUGCUGAAGCUGUGCCUUUAAAACUCUUUGUUUAAGUCAAGAUGAUUUGGGGGGGGGGGGAAGGGGGCCGAAUCACACCCUCCAACAAUUACUUAGAAGGAAAACAAACCCCAGCCUGGCAGGAUGCCUCUUCCAGUAAUGUUAACGUCAGAGCUGUUCGGACUACAACUGGGCACGGUGUAUGUAGUAUUUACUUCAGCGAAACGUUGAAAGAGCCGAAAUCACAGUAUCUCCAGAAGCCAGAGGCAGCGCCAUCCCCAUCGCAGCGUACUUACUGAUGAUUUUUACCUAGUUUUGUUACCCUCAUAGGAGGAAGUUAACACCACUGUAAUAUAACUGUACAAAUCUGUAUUUUAUGUAUUUAAAUGAAUGGAUACUGUGAUUAAGAUCCUUAUUCUGGCAUCAUAACCAUUUCAUUUUCUUGUUUAAAAAUCCACUAUGGUUACCCAUGGUAGGAUACUGCAAAGAGAGACCCUGAAGUUUAGAUGAGGUACCCGGACAUCAUUUGAAUAGCUUUUCUUCAUUGUGGCCAACAUGUUUAUGCUUUUUAGAAGUUUACAAAAACGCAUCUUUUUUUUCUUUUUUCUUCUUUUUUUCUUUUUUUUUGGUCUAUAACAGUCUUUGUCCUUCAUUGCUGUCAAUAAAGUGUUUAUAUGGACAGGGUAAGGAAGUGCACAUUGUAUUGCUCCAGACAAGAGCAAGGCUUUAUACAAUAAAGCACUUUGAUGACUCACAA
Gracilinanus agilis (Agile Gracile Mouse Opossum) is the source of this 3505-nucleotide messenger RNA. It is a transcript of the gene PIP4K2A, whose product is annotated as phosphatidylinositol-5-phosphate 4-kinase type 2 alpha. Gene Ontology annotation, molecular function: phosphatidylinositol kinase activity. The transcript is spliced from 10 exons. The record is from RefSeq and is a predicted model, not a curated record. The coding region runs from base 16 to 1236 and encodes 406 amino acids. NCBI's taxonomy places the organism in Eukaryota, Metazoa, Chordata, Mammalia, Didelphimorphia, Didelphidae. Gene Ontology annotation, biological process: phosphatidylinositol metabolic process.